Molecule: messenger RNA, 1873 nt
Organism: Gossypium raimondii (Peruvian cotton)
Lineage: Eukaryota; Viridiplantae; Streptophyta; Magnoliopsida; Malvales; Malvaceae
Product: pentatricopeptide repeat-containing protein At1g09820
Exons: 2
Coding region: 1-1797 (598 amino acids)
Molecular function (GO): protein binding
Source: RefSeq, a predicted model, not a curated record
AUGCAUCCAAAGCCCAAACUUUUCCAUGGGAAGUUUAUACUUGUGAACAUUUUCCCGGGAAACAAACAUCCCCUUAGACCAUUCUCUUCAGACAACACUUCAUUACCAAUCGUUACCGAACUGAUAUCGAAACAACACUGGAAGAGCCUCAAAACCCAUCUCCAAAAAGCAAGCCCCAUCACACUUCUGCAACAACUGCUUGAUUCCAGGGUUGACCCGUGCCUCACACUAAGGUACUUUAAUUGGUCAGAGAAAGAGUUCAAUCUUUCCCAUUCAUUAGAACACAGUUGUAUGCUGAUACAUUCACUUGCAAAUGCUAAAAGGUAUCCGAAAAUGAGAUCUUUCUUGUAUAGCUUUGUGAAGAAUGAGAAGUCGAUUUCAGUUUCAUCUAUUUUUCAUGCUAUUUCAGUAUCUGGUGAUAGUUUUUGUGCUAGUUCAAUAAUUGCUGAUAUGUUGGUAUUGGCUUAUGUUAACAAUGUGAAAAGUCAUUUAGCAUUUGAAGCUUUUAAGAGAGCUGGUGACUAUGGCUUUAAGUUAACAGCUGUAUCUUGUAAUCCUCUGUUGAGUGCUUUGGUGAAGGAGGAUAAGAUUGAAGAUGUGGAGUAUAUGUAUAAAGAGAUGAUUAGAAGGAGAAUUGAAGUUAAUGCAAUAAGUUUUAAUACUGUGAUUAAUGGACUCUGUAAAGUUGGGAAAUUGAAUAAGGCUAGUGAUGUUAUUCAGGACAUGAAAGCAUGGGGGGUCUUGCCAGAUGUAAUUACCUAUAAUACUCUUAUCUCUGGUUAUUGUAAGAAAGGUAGGAUUGGGAAAAUGUAUAAAGCUGAUGCUAUUUUGAAGGAAAUGAUUGCAAAUGAAGUUAGACCUGAUGAGAUUACUUACAAUAUAUUGAUUGAUGGGUUCUGUAAGGACGAGAAUUUAAUGGCUGCUAUGAAGGUGUUUAGGGAAAUGGAAACCCAGGGUUUGAAACCUACUGUGGUUACAUAUAAUUCUUUGAUCAAUAAACUUGGGUUGGAAGGGAAGCUUGAUGAGGCUUCCGGCAUGCUGGAUGAAAUGGUAGGAUCCGGUUUGAAGCCGAAUGUUGUUACUUACAAUGUACUUAUAAAUGGGUACUGUAAGAAGGGUAGGAUGAAGGAAGCUACUGACUUGUUUGAUGAUGUUGUAAAACAAGGAAUCGCUCCUACUGUUGUAACAUAUAAUACCCUGAUAUAUGCCUAUUGUAAGGAUGGAAGAAUGGAAGAUGCGUUUUCCCUGCGUGAAUCUAUGGUAGAUAAAGGUACUUUCCCUGAUGUUACAACAUAUAACUGCUUGAUUUCUGGUUUAUGUGGAGAAGGAAACAUUACAGCUGUUAGAAAGCUCAUUAAUGAAAUGCUAAAUAAAGGCUUGAAAGUUAAUGUUGUAACUUAUAAUAUACUGGUAGAUGCGUUGUGCAAUGAUGGAGAGUCAAGAAAAGCUGCAAGACUCUUAGAUGAAAUGGUUAAGAUGGGUUUGCGACCGAAUCAAAUAACGUAUAAUACUUUGAUGGAUGGCUAUUGUAGGGAAGGAAACCUCAGGGCAGCAUUGAACGUUAGAACGCGAAUGGAGAAAGAAGGGAUGCUGGCUAAUGUUGUAACAUACAAUGUGCUAAUAAAAGGUUUAUGUAAGAAGGGAAAACUAGAAGAUGCAAAUGGACUUCUUAAUGAGAUGUUAGAGAAAGGUUUGAUCCCAAAUCGAACAACUUAUGAGAUAGUUAAAGUGGAAAUGGUGGACAAAGGCUUUAUUCCUGAUAUAGAAGGCCAUAUGUAUAACAUCUCAGGCAGCUAAUAGCCUUUCAGUAAUUGUUUUGUUGCAGUGUUUUAUCAUGUUUAUAAAAAGAUAGUUCCUGUUUAUCUUGUUUCCA